Molecule: messenger RNA, 4285 nt
Organism: Pogona vitticeps (central bearded dragon)
Lineage: Eukaryota; Metazoa; Chordata; Lepidosauria; Squamata; Agamidae
Source: RefSeq, a predicted model, not a curated record
GAAAAGAAACUUUCUCUCCCCUGCUUGCUUGCCCGCCUGCUGCUCUCGCUCUGUCCCGGUUCGUAGGCUAGAGACAAACAGCAAGUAAACACGCCGAGGGCGGGAGGGUGAGAGUGAACGGGCUCCUUUGAGGUGGCAAGUGAGGGACCCACCGGCUGGGCGAGAAAGAGGCCGCCGAAAGGGCACGCGCAGCGGCUGACUCGGGUGCCAGGCGAGGGGCAACUUCUGGAGGCGGCGGCGCCGCCGCUUUAGUGGCACGCCGCCACCCGUCAAGCCUCAGCUACUCCAAAGAAGCGGGCGCCGCUCUCAGCCCGGCCGAGUGCGCAGUCGGCACGUGUUGAGGGGACUCGGGCUGGUCGCGGAGCGAAAGGCGCGCUGGAGUUCUUGCCGAAGGGGCUGCGCGUAGCGGGAGGAAUCCACGCCCGGCUGCGUGGAGGCGGUGGCCGCCGCCAGCUUUCCUAGGGAGUGGAUCGGAGAGACAUUUGGCACCCGUUUACGCGAGAAACCAAGCGCCGGCCAAUCCGGAAAGUCUGCUUGAAGUAAUCGGCUCCUAGCAGGAUGGGCAGUUAAGUUACUUUUCCCAUCCUCUCCCACCACCUUUGCAGGACCAGCUCAGGCCGCCGCCGCCGCCGCCGCCCAGCGCUUUUGCGAGCUGGCAGACGUCUCUCGGGGCGUUUCCUGGGAUGCCGCCUCUCGGUUUCCAAGUUUCACUUCAGGGCGGCUGCUUAGUUCUUGCGAAACUUCUCCUUACACAAUGCGAGGCGGUUCGGCUUGGUCGGCGGGAGGCUUUUCCUGUUUUGAGAACGGCUAGAGCCGCGAGGUUGCUGCGGGGACUUUGAUGGGGAUUGAGAGAGCAAGCGCUUGCUGCUUUUCUGAAGAAGGAAAUGGAUCCAUCCUGACAUAGAAAUGGCUGCGUACCUGGCUGAGUGUUACCCAGAGAUGCUUAAGAGCAGAGCAGUACUUAUGCAAAUACUAGAAAGGUGGAAGAAAAGAACUAUAGAAAUGUAACCAGUCAAUUUACAUGUCGACCACAGGAUAUCUAUGAUUCAUCGCACAGGAAAGACAGUACAGAGAAGACCAAAAGAAUGAAAAGACACAAGUUCUGCUAUGGUAAUCCAGCAGGAAAGCGAUUCCUGAUCUUGUUUGUCAUUGUGUGGCUGUUUUUGCUGCUGAAACUUCUCAAAGUUGAGGAACUAUUGUUCUCUCACAAGGAUACUUACUUAGUGGAACCCUAUUUAAGCACCUCGUCGUUUGUGAAGAACAAGUACACCAACUUCAACCAAGACGUCCAGUAUGAGAUUAACUGUUUCCUCUUGUACAAUCAAGAGCCUGAGGAGGUUGGAAAGUCAUUAGAGAUAAGGAGAAAAAGGAUAAUCGAUUUAGAUGAUGAAGAUGUUGUUGCAAUUACUACUAACUGUCAAGUAUACCAUACAAUAAGAGAGUAUCAUUUAAAACCUCUUUCCCAGGAAGAGGAAGUAUUCCCAUUAGCUUAUUCUUUGGUUGUUCACAAAGAUGCCAUAAUGGUUGAAAGACUCAUUCAUACAAUAUAUAGUAGUCAAAAUGUCUACUGUAUCCAUUAUGACCAAAAGUCAUCUAGCACUUUCAAGCGUGCUUUGGAGAAUUUAGCCAAAUGCUUCCCUAAUAUUUUUAUUGCAUCCAGAUUGGAGGAAGUGGAAUAUGCAGCUAUUUCAAGGCUCCAGGCAGAUCUGAAUUGUUUAUCUGAUUUACUUAAAUCUUCCACUCCAUGGAAGUAUGUAAUUAAUUUGUGUGGUCAAGAUUUUCCUCUGAAAUCAAACUUUGAGCUGGUAUCUGAACUUAAGAAGUUAAAUGGAGGAAACAUGUUAGAGACAGUCAAACCAAGCAGCAGUAAAAGAGAACGGUUUAUCUAUCAUUAUGAACUCCAGAAUACGCCUUACAAAUACAUGAAGAUGCCUGUGAAAACUAAUAUCUCUAAGGAGCCACCACCUCAUAAUAUUGAAAUGUUUGUAGGCAGUGCUUAUUUUGUUUUAUGCCGGGCUUUUGUGCAGUAUGUCCUUGAAAGUCCUCUCGCUCAAGAUUUUUUUGAAUGGUCUAGAGACACUUACUCACCUGAUGAGCACUUUUGGGCAACACUUGUUCGAGUGCCUGGAGCACCUGGACAAGUUUCAAGGGAUGCUCAUGAUAUCACAGAUCUUCAGAGCAAAACCCGUUUAGUAAAAUGGAACUACCUUGAGGGCCAUCUCUAUCCCCCUUGCACUGGCACACAUCUUCGCAGUGUAUGCAUUUUUGGAGCGGCAGAACUCAGGUGGCUUAUAAACUAUGGGCAUUGGUUUGCCAAUAAAUUUGAUUCAAAAGUGGACCCUGUUUUAAUAAAAUGCUUGGCAGAAAAGCUUGCAGAACAGCAGAAGGAAUGGGUUGUUUUGUCUUCUGAAAAGAAAUUUAUACGCAAAACAUCUACAGGUGUCUCUUCAUAAUACUGUAUACCUGUAGUUGAACUUUAUGAUUUUUAAAAUAAAAAAAAAUAAAAAUUGCUGAAUUGAGCCAUAGUAUUACUCAGACAUACUUCUCUAAGCAAUUCUCUGGUCUCUUUUGGUGAGGUCUAGACCUAUUGCUACUCGUGCAAAAAUGUCCUAAGCUAUAUUUGCUCGGGUCCUUAUUGCAAAGGUAGGAAUGUGGAAGGUGAAGGCACCUUGCAGCAACAAGAGAGAGAGAGAGAGAGAAACUUGAGUCUUGAUUGAUGUUGACAUGAGUCAUUGGUUUCCAGUCUUGUGACUUUUGGGAUAAACAUCCCGAAUACUUGGCAAACAUGUAAAAUUAUUGUACAGUAUGCUGUUGUGUGCUGGUACCUUGUUACUGUAUACUGUAUAAGGAUUUGUGGUAGAGCUGGAAAACCUCCUGCCCUAGGGUUGAAUCCAGUUCUUCUGAGUUGUUGUUAGUUUCAGAAAGAACAUUAAGCUAAUAUAUUCUAGUAUUCUUGGCCCUACCUUUUUGCUGUUGAUCCUAUCCAAGUGUGCCCUCUUGAGAAUUUAUCUGGAAUUGAACUUGACACGUAGGCUGAAGAGGUUCCCCACUUUUGUUAUAUGCACUGGGGUGUAAAUCUCAGACUAACAUUAGAAUGAAAGAAGAAGUCGAAGAUGGUUCUGAUCUGCUCCUAAAAUAAUUUACAGGGAAACACCAUUAGAACAAAGCAGCCAUUCUCCUUAAUUCAAGGAUGAAAUAAACGGCCAUAUGAGACAAUCAUUCAUAACCACAAACUGGUCACUUCUCUGCUGUGGGGAUGUUCUAGCCAAGCAGGUUAAGACUGGAGGGGAGUAGGUGGUUUCAUCUGGAUAGAUUCUCUCUCUCACACACACACAGACACACACACAAUCUCUCUGGAACUCCCCCUCCCCCAGUGGUGCUCCUUAGUAUGAGAACCAUUGGCUUAACCCAUGUAAAACACAAAGGUCAACGUCUUUUUGUGUGUGUGCGGCCCUAAUUAGAGUAGUUCCAUUGAACCAAUAGAGAUUUGGUAAGUCAAAUUUUAGAUUUGGAUUUUGGCCUGCUUCAGAACCUGUCUACAGGCACACAUGAUUACGGAAGAUGAGACCCAAUUAUCUUGCAUUUUGUAUAUUCACUAUUGGGUGCUAUGCAACAUAAGUGUGAAAUAUUAUCAGAAUAGACUCUCUCACUCUGCACUGUUAAAUUUGAGUGUGGAGAGGGGCAGGGAGUACAAUCAGUACAUUGGAUUUUUAUUUUUUUGUGAUAAUUUUACAGAAUAUUUUAUUAUUUUUGUGAUUGUAUUAUACAAGAUGGCCAAGGAACUUUUGAAUGCAUUUUCCUGGUGCUCAUGUUUCUUCUGUACCUGCCACUGCCAUGAUCUACUGGUGAUUAAAAAAAUUUUUUUUACACUGUAGGAUACAUUACAGUACAUGGUUGAACUGUGGUCUCAGUAGCGAGAUUCUUUGGAUUCCUUGGUCUUUGAACUUACAUAUGUAAUUCAGUGUCUGUUCUUUUUGUGCAAUAAUAAUUAACAUUGGGGGCUUGUUCAAAUGUUCUAUAUUAUGACAUGAUUUUUUUUUACUUGUAACUGUUUCACAAAGGGAAUACAUAUAUCUUCCUUCUCCCCCAGCAGUUCUAGCAUUGCUGAGGUUCUAGAAUUCCAUGUGCACUUUGGCUUUGCUUUAUUAAAUGCUCAUCUCUCCUUUCUAGUUAUUGAGAUCUUGGAGUGGAGAUGAUGUACCAUAUGGGUGGGCAACAUGUGGUCCUCUAGAGCAGUGGUCCCCAACCAUUUUGACACCAGGGACCAGUUUAGUUGAAGACCAUU